UUCAGAGUGUCAGGGAAUGAAUGAUUGCUGUAUUUACUUAUUGGUCCACCCUUUGCAUUUACAGUGUCUAAAGAAAUAUUUGUGUGUAUUAUAUCACACAGUAACUGUAGGAUUAGCUCAGAAAGGGAGUGGUUUGUUCAGUCAUAUGAAUUAUGAGAAAUCAUAUGGUCAGAACCAGAGACUCGUCGUCACUGCUGAUAUGAGCAAGCAGAAGACAGGAAACCCUGGUUGGAUAAAGACAUGAGGAGAACAAGUCAACCAGCUGUUCUCAAGGAACCAAAUGUCUGUCUACUUAUUCAGCAUUAACAAGACAAUUCUGCCAGAAGUGUUCAUCAAAUGCCAUAAAUCAUAAUCAUGAAAUCUGGAGAGAAAUUUACCUGGUUUCGGUGGCUAUCCACAGUUUUUGGAAUCAUUUUUCAUUUAGGAGACACUGGAUCAGACUUCAUGUUAUCUGUGCAGUACUUCAGAAGUGGACAUCUCAUCUGGGCCACACUGACUCUUGUGUUUGUUCUGGCUGGAUCUGUAUGCAUACAGGCAUUCAGCUAUGCAUGGUUCAAAGAUGAUAAGAACAAUUAUGAAGAUGACAAGGGUCUGUCCACUUGCCAUCUGAUCGGGAUACAUGUACUGCAGAUAGGCAUUUUUACAAGGUAUAUCCAUCUCCUGAAGAAGAGUUUUAAAGCCCUGCGUUCGGGACAGGAGGAGCAGUUACAGCUUUUCGGUCUUGCUGCCGAUCUUAGCAUGCUCCGCAUCUUUGAGACAUUCCUGGAGAGCAUUCCUCAACUCAUUCUGCAGGCUUAUAUCAUACUGGAGCACAACCAUCGCUCUAAUCUGCAAUACAUCAGCAUGGCCCUGUCUUUUCUCUCCAUAGCCUGGGCCACGGUAGACUAUCGUCGCUGUUUACGGCAAUCUCUUACUUACCUCAACAACAUGCCUUCUGGAGUCCCAACAAUCGUAUAUCUGUCCUACAAAAUCUUUACCAUGACCCCUCGAAUCCUCAGCCUCACGCUCUUCAUCAUGCUCUCCCCCUUCAGUACUGUAACAAUGGCCUGCAUCUGGCUGUUGGGAACCGUCUGGGCAUUCUUGGAGCAGACUAGCUUCUGCACUUCACGAGCCCUUGAACAUCUUUAUCGAGCCGUUGUUGGAGUUAUUCUCAUUUUCACCUUUUUUAACAUUAAAGGACAGAACACCAGAGUUCACAUGACACUGUAUUACACUUUCAGUGUGUGUCACAACCUUUCUGCACCUAUUGUGUUGUUUCUGCUCAAACCAGAAUCUGAACGUACUGACUACUUCCUGCCAAUUAUAUUUUUUAUAUUAGUGUCAAAUUUAAUGGGCCUGGGUUUUCUGGGACUCUAUUACAGCCUCCUGCACCCUCGUGGAUCUGGCAAAGGGGAAAUAGAAGCAGAAGGAAUGGACGAAACAGAUGGAAUGAAAAUUGAGCCAAAAACAACACGUUUACAGCAUUUUUUGCAAAUAUAGUCUUGCUCAUUAACUAAUGAACUUGAUUAAGAAAAAGGUACACACACACACACACACACACACACAUAUAUAUAUAUAUAUAUAUAUAUAUAGAGAGAGAGAGAGAGAGAGUGAGAGAGAGCGAGAUUUAUGUUGGAAUUGAUAAAGUGUGAAGAAACUACAGUAUGUUUAAAUGUAAUAACAUGUCUGAAAGCUGCUAAGGAAGGUGUUACAUCUUAUUCUAGGUAUGAAAUGGUGAGGUUUCAUUGAAGCUGUCAAAAUGACAAAUAAGCUUUCUACUGCCAAUUUUUUGCCUUAAUUUCUCCCAUAGAGCUGUCCAGUUUACAGUCCUAUAGUGACGAAUAAUGACAGAACUUUUGAUUUUUGUCAAAAGGGCCUGAAUGGAGUAUGUUUGUUAACUCCUCAAGUCAAUGCAGCUGUUCACAAUUGUUUAGCUUUAAGUUAUAAUAUGCAUUAGUACUUUAAGUUUGUGGUUACUGAAAGUUUUUUUUUUUUAAUGUGUAAAUGAACAUGAAUUGUUUGGGGUCACAAUAUUUGAAAUAUUUUUAAAUUAAGUAUAAAAAUGAAUACAUGCUGCUCACAGUCAUCUGAUCGAAAAUAUCAAAUACAGUAAAAUUUGUAAUUU
Messenger RNA from Carassius carassius (crucian carp), 2104 nucleotides. Its product is annotated as XK-related protein 9-like. The record is from RefSeq and is a predicted model, not a curated record. The transcript is spliced from 4 exons. The coding region runs from base 355 to 1479 and encodes 374 amino acids. Lineage: Eukaryota; Metazoa; Chordata; Actinopteri; Cypriniformes; Cyprinidae. Gene Ontology annotation, biological process: phosphatidylserine exposure on apoptotic cell surface; engulfment of apoptotic cell; apoptotic process involved in development. Gene Ontology annotation, cellular component: plasma membrane.